Messenger RNA from Yamadazyma jaroonii, 1239 nucleotides. Lineage: Eukaryota; Fungi; Ascomycota; Pichiomycetes; Serinales; Debaryomycetaceae. The record is from the annotation of a GenBank genome assembly.
AUGGCAGAAAAGGUCAGAUACUACUUGGAACAAUCAGUUCCUGAGUUAGAAGACUUACAGAAUAAAGGAUUAUUUGAAAAGCAAGAAAUCACAAUGAUCAUGAGAAGAAGAACUGACUUCGAACACAGAAUUCAAGGUAGAGGUUCAAGCACCAGAGAUUUCAUCAAGUAUGCAGAAUUUGAAAGUAAUUUAGAAAAGUUAAGAAAGAAGAGAUACACUAGAUUAAGUAAGGUCGGAUUAGUUGAUACCAAGCCAAGUAUCAGUGAUUGGGCCGGUGUGAGAAGAAUCUUAUUCAUUUAUCAAAGAGGUACUUUCAAAUAUCCUAGUAACUUACAAUUAUGGUCCAAUUAUUUGAAUUUUGCUAAAGAAAAUGGGGCCAUCAAAGUCAUAUAUAAAAUCUAUUCCAAAUUAUUACAAUUACAACCCAGAAAUGUCGAUGCCUGGCUUUCAGCAGCCAAAUAUGAAUUCGAAAUCAAUAAUAAUGCUAAAGGUUCAAGAGUAUUAUUCCAAAGAAGUUUAAGAUUAAACCCCGAAUCCUUGGAAUUAUGGUUGAAUUAUUUCCAAUUCGAAUUAACCUAUAUCUCCAAAUUAUUAACUAGAAGAAAAGUAUUAGGUUUAAUGACGGAAAGUCAACAAUUAGACCAAAUGGAUAAAGAAAAAAAUGAAUAUGAAGAGAAAUUAAACAAUGAUGAAAUCAGUAAUGAUUUAGAUGAUGACCAAAUAGCAUUACCAACAGAAGAAUUAAGAGACGAAUUAAAUCAUUUACCUGAAGUUGAUAUGAAUAUGUUAGGUAAUCCUGAAACCAAUCCAGCAUUAAAAGGAGAUGUAGCAUUAGCAAUUUUCGAUAACUGUAUGAUCCAAAUCUCGAAAUUGAACAUUAACGACAAUAAGAAAUUCAUCCUUAUUGAAAGUUUUUUGAAAGUUGUUGAUAAUUUUGAUGAUUUAAACCAAGAUUACUUAUAUUUACAUAUCUUGAAUUACUUACAAGAUAAGGAAGCAGAAGAUUUAAGAACGAUAUUGAUCGAUAUUACAUUAGCUAUCAGAAACGUCAAAGUUGAAGAUAAAAAUUUCGCAACCAAUUUACAAUUAUCAGUUAACAAAUUCCUCGCUUAUAAGAUGAAGAUUAAGAAUCCCGAGUUAACUACAGAAUAUGUCAAAUAUUUGAAUAACUUCAUAACAUCAGAGUCCAACAAAACGAAUGAUUUGUUAAGAGCUAUCAUCAAAAAAUGUCAAAAUUGA